Molecule: messenger RNA, 462 nt
Organism: Lucilia cuprina (Australian sheep blowfly)
Lineage: Eukaryota; Metazoa; Arthropoda; Insecta; Diptera; Calliphoridae
Exons: 2
Coding region: 1-384 (127 amino acids)
Source: RefSeq, a predicted model, not a curated record
AUGUUCAAGUUGGUGGUGUUGUCUGCUUUAUUCGCCGUUGCCUUAGCUCGUCCUGGUUUAUACGAAUCUGAGAAGUUGGUAUAUUCCGCUCCUGCUUAUGCCUCGGUUGUGCAACAAGAACAUGGUUAUGCUCACGUUGGUUCCAUUGUAAAAUCUGUACCAUCAGCUGUCUCUCAUCAAAGCCAAUCCGUUGUCCAUGGUUCUGCUCACUACGUAGAAGAUGUUUUGGCUCCUGCUGUCAAGAGCACCGAAUAUACAACAAAAACUUUAGUUGCUCCUGUGAUUAAAACCUAUACCGCUCCUGCUUAUGUUAAAACUGUUUCAACUCCAGUUGUUCAUAAGUCUUAUGCCGAAGCUGCUCCCGUUUUGUAUAAGUCUUGGUAAAAGGUGUAAGGAGGAAAAUUAAGGAUUUUUUGUUGUGUGAUUUUGUUAUGAAUAUGUGAUUUUUUUACUAAAUAUUGU